Messenger RNA from Arctia plantaginis, 1536 nucleotides. Lineage: Eukaryota; Metazoa; Arthropoda; Insecta; Lepidoptera; Erebidae. The record is from the annotation of a GenBank genome assembly.
AUGAAGCCUAAUCGUGCUCAAGAUAAUCUCAUUCCAAAUCGCGCAAUAAUUACAAAAAAUUCGACAACAAGAAUUGCGAUGACAGCAAAAACUCGUUCACAUUGGAAGGAAUAUGGAACAGCACUUUGUGCUACACUCAUCACCGCAACAGCGGGUACCUGCUACGGAUGGCCAUCACCCACGCUACUCAAACUACAAGAACCAGACAGUCCUAUACCAACUACAAGCGAUGAGAGAUCAUGGAUAACAUCCAUAAUGAUCCUGUGUUCAGCGCUGACACCUGUACCCUCUGCUUACUUGGCGGACCGGUUCGGGAGAAAAACGACACUACUUCUCGGAGCAGUGCCGUUCAUCAUCGGUUGGAUACUGGUCAUCGUGGCCAAGUCUGUAGCCGUCCUGUACGUGGCUCGAAUGUUCUCUGGCCUCGGCUAUGGUAUCGUCUACACAGUUGCUCCUAUGUAUACAGGAGAGAUCGCAACAAAUCAAGUUCGAGGAGCACUCUCCACUCUCAUCACGUUAAUGAAUAAAGUCGGUAUUCUUGCCCAAUACUGCAUCGGUCCUUUCGUGUCGAUGCCAAUGCUCGCCGGUAUCAACUUAAUCCUGCCAAUCUCUUUUGUACUUAGUUUCAUAUUUUUGCCGGAAUCUCCUUACUACUACUUAAAAUAUGAAAGAAGUGAAAGGGCUGAACGGUCCCUAACAAACUUACGCAGUGGUGAUAUUAGAAAUGAACUGAAGAGUAUAGAACUAAACGUCCAAGAGGACAUGAAAAACCGUGGAACGUGGGGCGACUUGCUCACAGAAGCCACUAAUAGAAAAGCAAUGUGGAUUACUCUUGGAAUUUUUACUAUACAGCAAUUUUGCGGUAGUGCUGCUGUGGUUGCGUAUGCUCAAAGUAUUUUUAACUACGCAAUGAGGCCAUCAAAUAUAACUCUUCCUAAUUCCACUGUUGUUACCAAUGAAACUGCAGGUGUAACCCUUGAACCCUAUCAAGAGUCCAUUAUUCUUGGAUGCGUACAAGUUGCCACUUGCGUACUGUCCGUCAUACUCGUCGACCGUGUUGGAAGGAAGCCACUUCUAUUGCUGUCGGCUCUGGGAGUUGGAUUGAUGAAUGCUACAAUCGGUACAUAUUUUUACUUUGACCACACAAAUCCUGUAGUACUGGCAAAUUGGAACUGGCUGCCGUUAGCAUCGCUCCUCGUAUACAUCGUUUGUUAUGCUAUUGGGUUAUCAACUGUACCCUAUGUCAUUAUUGGAGAAAUGUUCCCGACAAACGUCAAGUUGUACGCUUCUUGUGUCGCUCACAUUUACACCGGGAUAUCUAUGUUCGCUGUUCAAAAACUAUUUCAGGUGAUUGGAGAUGCAUAUGGAAUUUACACAGUAUUCUGGGGUUUUGCAACCUUCUCAAUUAUGGGUCUCGUAUUCAUGAUCGUCAUACUACCGGAGACAAAGGGCAAAUCGUUCGCAUGCAUCCAAGCGCAGUUGCGACGCGAAGUGGCACGGGACAACGCCAAGAAAUUAGCGACUGUGGAAUAUUGA